UAGUUUCUAGCUAGUAAUCUGGAUCUGACUCGAUUCUAGUCCUGAGUCUCCUGACUCUGGAUCCAGACUGACUGCUAUCCCGACAUGGAGUUGACUUGAAUUCGAGGUUCAACGACACUGCAGGUGUCGUCGGGGUAGUUCAAUUCACCAUGGGAACACAUCAUCUAUAUAAGCCCUAAUUCGAUGGGAAGAAGACGCAACCAUCAACAUCAGUCACAACCACCACCACCACCACCACCACAUCGAGAGGCAAAUUGAGGCGGGUGACAAGCAACAUUCCACGGGCCAAGACACGUCGAACCACUUUUUCUCUUAGCGACAUCACAUCCCACCACCCAUUGACACCCAACCACACCCGUCAGCCACUAAUUACCCGAACGAUGUCGUCCGAGACCGUCUACGUCCCGCUCAACGUGCUGGACCACCUGCACCGGCCCAACUACGUCAAGUUGUGCUACUACUUCUCGCUCCAACCCGGCACGACCCCGCUGGAUGUCUUCGAGGACCUCGGCAAGGGUCUGCACCAGACCUUCGUGCAGGUGCCGUGGCUCGGGGGCAAAGUCUUCCGCCAGUCCCCCGACACGCCGGGGUACCGGCCGGGGCAGCGGGAGCUGCGGUACAACCCGGCGACGGCGGCGCCGGUGGACGGGCCGCUGCCGCACCAGCUGCGCUUCAACGAGCUGGAAUCGGACUACACGUUCGCGGAGCUGCGCGAGGAGGGGUUCCCCAGCGACGCCUACGACGACCAGGAGCUGCUCAAUGUGCCCAUCGAGGGCAACCUGGACACGGGCUGCGACGUCUUCGUGGCGCAGGCCAACUUCAUCCCGGACGGGUGCGUGCUGUGCAUGUCGACCUGCCACGCCGCCAUCGACGGCACCGCCAUGGUCACCGUGAUGAAGCUGUGGGCCGACAACUGCCGCAGCGUGUUCGACCCUUCGGAGAUCGUCGAGCCCUUCCCCGCCGAGAGCUCCGACCGCACCCUCCUCGACAAGCUCUGGGUGCCGCCCAAAUCCGGCCCCAUCGCCCUCCAAGACGCCGACGCGUGGACGCGGGGCCUGGUCGGCCUGCGCCCCAGCGAGGGCUCGACGACCCCGAUCGACUUCCAGAACUGGUUCGGCAACGAGCACCCCAAGCCGCCGCGGCAGAUGAAGAACCGCACCUUCUACAUGUCGGCGGCCAACAUGACGGCCCUGCAGAAGGAAUGCGAAGCCUCCACCGCCGACGACAGCAGCAGCAGCACGACCGCCGGACCGCUCAGCGGCAACGACGUGGUCACGGCGCUGAUGUGGCGGAGCCUGGUGCGGGCGCGGGCGGCGGCGGCGGACGAGACGCUGGACGAGGAGUCAGUGCUCGAGUCGGCGAUCGACGGGCGGAUGGAGUUCUCGCAGGCGGUGCCGCCCAGCUACCUGGGCAACAUCACCUUCUACAACCAGUCGGCGAUCCCGGUGGCGGAGCUGCUGGACCCCGCGGUGCCGCUGGGCCGGGUGGCGCGCGCGAUCCGCACCGGCGCCGGCCGCGUCAACAGCGCCAGCCUGCACGAGGCCUACGCGCUCAUCAAGGGCGUCGCCGACUUCGCCCAGCUCAAGCCCCGCUUCCGCCGCACCGCCGGCGCCGACAUGCUCAUCUCCAACCUGCUCCUGUUCCCCGUCGACUCGAUCCAGUUCGGCACCCGCCGCUUCGCCAACGAGGGCAAGCCCGAGGCCGUGCGCUGCUUCAACGGGCCCCUCAAUGACGUCGCCCGCAUCUCAUUCAUCCUGCCCCGUCGCAGUAAGGGCGGCAUCGAGUUGGCCAUGAACCUGUUCGAGGAGGAGAUGGAUUGUUUGCUCGAGGAUGAGGAGUUCAAUCGGUUCUGCUUGGAGCUUUAG
Molecule: messenger RNA, 1865 nt
Organism: Aspergillus aculeatinus CBS 121060
Lineage: Eukaryota; Fungi; Ascomycota; Eurotiomycetes; Eurotiales; Aspergillaceae
Exons: 1
Coding region: 381-1865 (494 amino acids)
Molecular function (GO): acyltransferase activity, transferring groups other than amino-acyl groups
Source: RefSeq, a predicted model, not a curated record